Messenger RNA from Doryrhamphus excisus (bluestripe pipefish), 2808 nucleotides. RefSeq names its product solute carrier family 38 member 9 (gene slc38a9). NCBI's taxonomy places the organism in Eukaryota, Metazoa, Chordata, Actinopteri, Syngnathiformes, Syngnathidae. The record is from RefSeq and is a predicted model, not a curated record. Gene Ontology annotation, cellular component: lysosomal membrane. Gene Ontology annotation, biological process: amino acid transmembrane transport. Gene Ontology annotation, molecular function: L-amino acid transmembrane transporter activity.
CGAAGUCCGAGGAGGACUCGAGACGUGUUUGAGACAGAAAUUGUGUUAUUUUAGAACUUCAAACAACAAAGACUUGAUAAUUAAUGAUUCUGAUUAUCAUUCUGAUUAUUAUUUAAGUCUGUAUUUUUAACCCAGCUAUUAUCCUUUGGGUGAAUUUGAGCACAUUGAAAGGCAAGCUGAUGUAACGUCACACGGUCAGGAGGGGGCCGUAAUGUUGCUGUUCUAAAGGAAAGGCGGAAGAAGAAGCGGAAACAGUAGAGAAGAAGAAGAAAGGGGAGGAAAACAAAUUAGAUGCAAGACCAGCCCAGAUAGUUUGUGAUGAGGAAUCUUGUUUUAUUUUCUAAACAGUGUUCACGGUUUACCGUAAUAUCGUAGCUAAUAAAGAGUGGUUCUAUUACGCACUUCCUCUUAUUGACGAUAACAAAACUAUAUGUGUGUGCAUUCCUAGUGGAUAGAUCUGCUGACACAGCAAACCUGCGAUGAGCUGAAAACAACCGGGAAGGAUUCUUUCACCAUCAGUGUCGUCAGGUGAUGCGAGUUGGCAGGACCCAGCUGAGUGUGUGAGAUAUGAUGGAGGAUGACUACAAGCCUCUGCUGAGCUCUGGGCCAACAGGAGAGAGCUUCUCGCACAGAGGCUCCACAGACUCUUUGGACAACAGGGCUAAAAGGCCUUUUCACGUGGAACCCAGGAAUAUUGUAGAUGAUGACCCGCAAGAGAGGGUGUCAGCUGAGGCUGCUAUCCUCAACAGUAGAGUGCAUUACUACAGCAAACUCACAGGCUCUUCUGACAGGCUGCUGAGUCCACCUAACCAUGUGAUCCCUCGUGCAGAGGAAAUUUACAUUUACAGCCCUCUGGGGUCAGCUUUUAAGGUGACAGGCAGUGACCAGUUGACUAAAAACCCCAGUAUCAUCACCAUAUUUGCAAUAUGGAAUACAAUGAUGGGCACGUCCAUACUCAGCAUACCUUGGGGUAUAAAGCAGGCUGGUUUCACUCUGGGGAUCCUCAUCCUUAUCUUCACAGGCUUGCUGAUGCUCUACUGUUGUUACAUCGUACUCAAAUCACCAAAGGCAAUCCCUUAUGUGGACACAUCUGACUGGGAAUUUCCUGAUGUUUGUCGGUACUACUUUGGCAAGUUUGGCCAGUGGUCUAGCUUGGUCUUCUCAAUGGUGUCUCUUAUUGGAGCCAUGGUGGUUUAUUGGGUCCUCAUGUCCAACUUCCUCUACAACACCGGGCAGUUUAUUUACAACUAUGCUCAUCAUGUUAACAUGUCACAUCCCGAGUUUGGAACAAAUGGCACAGAUAGAGUCAUUUGCCCAUACCCAAACACCGACUCUGAAGGGAACAAGAGCAUCAGCACUCUUUACCCCAUUGCGGCUGGCAAUCAUACCACUGAUGUUGACUCCUUUGAACAUUGGUGGAGCAAAACCAACACCAUACCGCUCUAUCUCAUCAUCCUACUGCUGCCACUGCUUUGUUUCCGGUCAGCCUCCUUCUUUGCAAGGUUUACGUUCUUGGGCACCAUAUCCGUCAUCUACCUGCUGGUUCUGGUCACCAUCAAAGCUGUCCGCCUUGGCUUUCAUCUAGACUUCAGCUGGUUUGAAGCAAACAAGUACUAUGUUCCAGAGUUCCGGCUGCUCUUCCCUCAGUUGACAGGUGUCCUGACGCUGGCGUUUUUCAUUCACAACUGUAUCAUCACCCUAAUGAAGAACAACAAGCACCAAGAGAACAAUGUACGGGACCUGUCUGUGGCUUAUCUCCUGGUAGGGCUGACCUAUCUUUAUGUAGGAGUGUUGAUCUUCGCCGCCUUUCCAGCGCCUCCUCUUGACAAAGACUGCAUCGAACCAAACUUCUUAGAUAAUUUCCCCAGUGAUGAUGUGAUGGUAUUUGUGGCUCGGACCUUCCUGUUGUUCCAAAUGAUCACGGUCUACCCCUUACUGGGAUACUUGGUACGAGUCCAAAUGAUGGGCCAGAUCUUUGGCAAUCAUUACCCAAGUUUCUUCCAUGUCCUGGCCCUGAACAGCAUGAUUGUUGGAGCUGGUGUCCUGAUGGCAAAGUUUUAUCCCAAUAUUGGAUCCAUUAUUCGGUUUUCAGGAGCAACGUGCGGCUUGGCUUUAGUUUUUGUCUUUCCCUCAUUGGUCCACAUGAUCUCCCUGAGAAGACAGGGCACCCUCCGCUGGCCAUCAGCGCUUUUCCACAGUUUUCUGAUCUUGUUGGGUUUGGCCAACAUGGUGGCUCAGUUCUUCAUGUAGUCAGAGAUUUUUGGUGGAUGGGGGGGGUUUAUAAGUCAGAACCCUCGUGUACCAUGGGAAUAAUCAAUUACAACAUCCAGCAGGAAUCCAAUGACUUCAUUCUGUUAUCUUCUGUCCGUUUCUGUCUUCUAGCCAACAAGAUUUUGGUGAUGUGAAAUGUGACUUGGAGGUAACUUAAGAUGUUUGAUUAUUCCUGCCCAAACUAGUCUAAGGGAGUCAGUGUUCUAUGGGCAUCCUCUGGGAGGCUGGAUGGGGCAUAGGGGAUGUAUAAGGGAUUAUUAGUAAAUAAGGGAUUUCUAUUCAGUAUUUCAUAGAUUUCUUUUCCAUUUCCACUCUCCUUUGUAGAAGUUGCUCUCACUGAUGACAGGGAAUUUUUUUUACUAACUUUGUGAUUAUGUGACCUGUUUGGACUCUUUGGGGAAAAAUAUGUUUUUGAACAAACUUUGUCAGAAUCUUUUAUUCUUAGAAAUAUUGCAUAUGCACUUGAUGCUAACUAUUGCUCUUUAAUUCACAAACAGACAAAAUAAAUGUGACUGACAAUAAAUCUUAUCAGAUUCU